Sinocyclocheilus grahami is the source of this 1593-nucleotide messenger RNA. RefSeq lists its product as uncharacterized. Bases 1 to 1593 code for a protein of 530 amino acids. The transcript is spliced from 4 exons. Lineage: Eukaryota; Metazoa; Chordata; Actinopteri; Cypriniformes; Cyprinidae. Gene Ontology annotation, biological process: skeletal muscle fiber development; carbohydrate metabolic process. The record is from RefSeq and is a predicted model, not a curated record. Gene Ontology annotation, molecular function: hydrolase activity, hydrolyzing O-glycosyl compounds.
AUGAUCUGUGUGCUAGGUCUCAUCUGUCCUGAGUUAUUAAACUGUGCGAUUCUGGUGAUUGCAGCAGUGACUGCAUGGUGCUACUAUAUUGCCUCCCUUCGUAAAGCUGACCUGCUUAAGACAGAAUUGCUUGAUCUGAAUAAGGAUGGCUUUCUCAUCCGUAACCAGGCUGGGGGGAUUGUCCUGAAGAUGGGUUUCAGAUCUGGCACACUUGAUCUCGACUCCUGCUCAAAGGAGGGAGUGAUCCUUCGAUGCUCGCGUUCGUUUGCUGGCAAGGUGAACUUCUUCAUUAUGACGGUGAAACCAAAGGAGACGGUGGUGUGUUACCGUGUGCGUUGGGAAGAGUUGGAGUCAGACCGACCGGUGGAACAUGCCAUGUCCUACAAUGAAUCGCACUGGUAUGGUGGUGCUGAGACUGCUGUUCAGCAUUGGCCUAUCGCCAUCUCAGGCCAGCAGGCACCCAAACCUUUUGUCACUAGCGACGUGUACUCCAAUCGCCAUGACUUUGGUGGCAUCCUGGAGCGCUACUGGCUUUCGUCCAAUGCAACUGCCAUUAAGAUCAAUGACUCUGUGCCCUUCCACCUGGGCUGGAAUGAUACAGAGAAAACCAUGUACUUCCAGGCACGAUAUCAGGACAGUCCGUACAAACCUGCACCUGGAAGACCUCCCUAUGCUGAACUUAGUUACAGAGUCUGCGUUGGCCCAGAUGUGACCUCUAUCCACAAGGUCAUGGUUCGUCGAUACUUCCCCAAACCCAACAAAGUGCCUGCCAAGGAAAUGUUCCGGCACCCAAUAUGGUCCACCUGGGCUUUACAUAAGACUGACAUCAACCAGGAAAAGCUUUUAACUUAUGCAGAGAAUAUACGCAAACAUGGUUUUAACUGUAGCCACUUAGAAUUUGAUGAUCGAUAUACUAGUCAAUACGGGGAGUUUGAAUUUGACACUCAGAAGUUCCCAAAUGCUUCUGCCAUGUUUCAAAAGCUCAAGGCAGAUGGCUUCCUGGUAUCCCUGUGGACACAUCCCUUUGUGAAUUAUGAUUCUGCUAAUUUUGGGCCAUGUGUACAGAAAGGCCUGUUCGUGAUGGAGCCAACAGGCCAACUUCCUGCAUUGGUUAAGUGGUGGAAUGGCAUCGGUGGAAUCCUUGAUUUUACCAAUCCAGAAGCUCGCAACUGGUUCACAUCCCAUCUUCGCUCUUUACGCCACAAAUAUGGCGUUUCUUCCUUCAAGUUGGAUGCAGGUGAGACCAACUAUUUGCCCUGGCAGUUCAGAACUCGAGUCCACCUCCCCGACCCAAGCACCUUCACUCGCCGCUACACCGAAAUGGCCAUUCCUUUCAACGAACGCGCUGAACUUCGGUCCGGCUACAGCUCUCAGAAUAUCUCCUGUUUUUUCCGUCUAAUUGACCGGGACUCUGUGUGGGGCUAUGAACUUGGCCUCAAGUCCCUGAUCCCAACCGUCCUCACCAUUAGCAUCCUGGGCUACCAGUUAACUAAUUACUCCAUGGUUACACUUGAGAUGUUACAGAUGAAGAUCCCCUGUGGGGACAUGCCACAUUUAGCAUCUUUACACAUCCACGAGUUGCCUGAACGAUGA